Lycium ferocissimum is the source of this 522-nucleotide messenger RNA. RefSeq lists its product as uncharacterized. The transcript has a single exon. NCBI's taxonomy places the organism in Eukaryota, Viridiplantae, Streptophyta, Magnoliopsida, Solanales, Solanaceae. Bases 1 to 522 code for a protein of 173 amino acids. The record is from RefSeq and is a predicted model, not a curated record.
AUGCCUAAAUGGACCAAUCCGCUAAACCAUUUAGCAUAUGGUGAUGAUAUUAUCAUAUUUACAUCUGCUGAUACAGAAUCGCUAAAGAGCAUAGUGGGGGUGUUGAGGAUGUAUGAGCAGUCAUCUGGCCAGCUUGCAAACAGGGCUAAAAGUUUCUAUUACAUGUAUGCAAAAGUUGAUAAUGAACUGGUGCAAACAGUGGGCACAAUAAUAGGAUUUCGUAGGGGUCAAUUUCCUUUUACUUAUCUGGGUUGUCCCAUUACCCAUUCAAGAAAGAAAGAGGUGUUUUAUGCAGAAAUGAUUAAGAAGGUGAAGAGUAGAAUUUUAUCUUGGAAAGGGAAAUUACUAUAUUUUGGAGAAAAAGCUACUCUAAUCAAAAGUGUAAUGCAGAGUAUACCAAUUCACCUUAUUUCAGUGAUAGUCCUUCCUAAAUGUGUUAUUCAUGAAAUUCCCAAGAUUUUUGCUAAAUAUUUCUGGAGUAAUAAAGUGGAGGCAAAGAGUACACAUUGGUCUGCUUGGUAA